This is a messenger RNA of Anolis sagrei ordinatus, 1074 nucleotides long. Lineage: Eukaryota; Metazoa; Chordata; Lepidosauria; Squamata; Anolidae. The record is from RefSeq and is a predicted model, not a curated record.
ACAGACGGCAUCCGAGGAGACACCCUGAUUGACAUCGGCACCGGUCCCUCCAUCUACCAACUGCUCUCUGCAUGUGAGUCCUUCAAGGAGAUCAUUGCCACAGAUUUACUUGAGCAGAACCGGGCAGAGUUGCAGAAGUGGCUGAAGAAGGACCCGGAAGCCCUCGACUGGACCCCCAUGGUGAAAUAUACCUGCCAGCUGGAGGGGGACAGGGAGAAGUGGAAGGAAAAGGAGGAAAAGCUCAGGAGGACCAUCAAGCAGGUCCUGCCGUGCGACGUGACCCUGGCCAAUCCCUUGGAUCCUUUGGUGCUCCAGCCAGUCGACGCCAUCAUCUCCACUUUCUGCCUGGAAUCGGCUUGCGAUGAUCUUCCCGCUUACUGUUCAGCUAUGAAGAAUGUGGCCUCCUUGGUCAAACCUGGGGGCCACCUCAUCUUUGCAGCAAUUAUGGAGGAAAACUACUACAUGGUUGGCCCACAUAAGUUCGGUUGCCUUUACCUGACGCCAGAAAUGGUCAGAGAUGCUGUGAAAGGGGCCGGCUUUGAAGUCCUGUGGUCUCAGGGCCUUGGGUUGACCUCUCUCCUGUCGGUGUGUGAUGCCAAAGACACACUUUUCCUAGUAGCCAAGAAACCUAGUGAAUCCCAGUGAGUUAGUGGGGAAAGAACCAAAGUCAACCAAAGGAACACCAUAAAUGAAGCUCAUUCUCCAAAUCUUUGAGCCCAAGGUUGGAAACGCACAAAGAAGGACCCAUAUUUACUCGAGUCUAAUGCACCAUUUUCAGAACCCUGAAACCCAAAAAAGCAUUUAACAUGUUACAUAAAUCUAAUGUGCACCCUAAUUUUGGGAAAGUAAUUUGGUCAAAAAAGGUGAGCAUUAGAUUUGAGUAAAUACAGUAUAUUGUUCUAUGUCAAGAUGGCUGACGGAUCCUGUCUCUAUAACUUAGUGAAGUUUUGCCUCAGACUUAAUGGAGUUGUCCCAGGUGCUGAAAUAGUCCCAGGACCUCCUUUAAAAGUAGGCAAAACCAGGACUGACCUCUAAUAUUAGGAAGGUAAAUGGUAAGAAAAGGUGAGCAUUAGA